Prunus mume (Japanese apricot) is the source of this 1883-nucleotide messenger RNA. RefSeq lists its product as uncharacterized. Gene Ontology annotation, molecular function: DNA binding; zinc ion binding. NCBI's taxonomy places the organism in Eukaryota, Viridiplantae, Streptophyta, Magnoliopsida, Rosales, Rosaceae. Gene Ontology annotation, biological process: regulation of DNA-templated transcription. The record is from RefSeq and is a predicted model, not a curated record.
UCCCCCCAAUUUAACCUCACAAAAUCAAAACCCGUUCUUAACGUUUUCUAAGAAAUUCAUAAUCUUCCGAUAAAAUUAGUCAGAAAAUGGACUCUGAAAGUCGACGGAAAAUCGAGGAUACGGUUUUGGACAUAUUGAGAAAAACCAACUUGGAGGAGAUGACUGAGUUCAAAGUCCGAGAGGUAACCUCGGAGCAACUCGGAAUCGAUUUCUCUGAUACAGAACACAAGAGCUUCGUGAGAAGCGUGAUCGAAAGGUUCCUGCUUUCGGCUCCGGAGACCGAGGUGAACGCUCGGGAGGAGCUCAUGGAGACGAAUGUGCAAGAAGAGCAGGGCACGAGGUCGAAGAAGGAGGUGUAUGAGGAUGGACACCGUGUUAUUUGCAAGCUAUCUAACAGGAAAACUGUGGUGAUUAACGAUUUCAAAGAGAAAACUUACGUGUCCUUCAGAGAAUUUUAUCAAAAAGAUGGAAAGCAACUUCCUACUGCCAAAGGAAUUAGCUUGCCAACUGAACAAUGGGCAGCGUUCAAAAAGAGUGUCCCUGCAAUAGAGGAAGCCGUUAAAAAGAUGGAAUCAAAGAUAAGAUCUGAACUUGACAGUAAACGAACUGAAAAUGGUAAGCAAACUGAAGAUGGUAAGCAAACUGGAGACGGUGUGCAAACUGAAGACAUGUCUAAUUCAUUAAAUGGUAUUGCUCCUCAACAACUUGUCACCAUUGAGACUAGCCGUUUUGAUGGGAAAAACUACCCAUUCUGGGUGGAACAGAUGGAGCUUCAGUUGAAGCAAUUAAAGAUUGCAUAUGUGCUCUUUGAGCCAUGCCCAAGCAGUAUGCUUGGCCCGGAAGCAAGUAGUGAAGAAAUUGCUCAUUCAAAGGCUGCUGACCGGAAAUGGGUGAAUGAUGAUUCCGUGUGUCGUCGUGGCAUCUUAAACGCUCUAUCUGAUGAUCUGUUUUAUCUUUACUCAAAGAAAACCAUGACUGCUAAAGAGCUGUGGGAAGAUCUAAAGCUAAUAUAUCUUUUUGAGCAAUUUGGAACAGAUAGAACUCGUGUUAAAAAGUACAUCGAAUUUGUGAUGCUCGAGGGGAAAUCAAUUGUGGAGCAAGUUGAAAAUUUUAAUAGGCUUGCUGAUUCCAUUGUAGGUUCUGGAAUGAUGAUUGAGGAAAAAUUUCAUGUCAGUGUCAUCAUCUCCAAACUCCCCCCGUCUUGGAAGGAUGUGUGCAUUAAGUUGAUGCGUGAGGAGCAUCUGCCUUUUGCAAUGUUGAUGGAACGUUUGAGGGUCGAAGAAGAGAUGCGUAUUAGGGAGAACCAGGGAGCACCUUUUAACCUAGUAGGUGAUCUAGCAAGGAAGUAUGCACCAAGGCAAAGAGAUAUGAAGCCGCGAAGUAUGCAAUGGAAGAGGCAAGAAUUGGAGACAAAUGGCAAAGUUAUUUGCCAAGUUUGUGGCAAGAAGGGGCACAUCUCUCAACAUUGUCGUUAUCGUAACAGGAAGGAUGACAAGGAAGGUAAUGAUAAGGACCAUGAGGGAAAUGGAUCAAUGCCUACAAGUAUGGAGGUCAACAUGUCUGAGAGGGCAGCGGAAUAGCUAAAUUCCAUACAGCUUCCCUCCCAUCUCAUUUGCACUAACAGCAUUUUUAACUUACAGAGUUAGCAAGUACAAAGGGAAUGUGUGAUAUUGUUCCAAAGCCAGGCACCGGGCAUAUGUUCAGGUGAAAUUGGUGUCAGGUGAUAGUCUGCAUUAGAGGAUAAAUGUGGGGUUUGCACGUUUUCUUGUGAAGCAGGGUUUUGAAACUGAUCUGUAGUUUUGUACCAUAAGUUUUUCUUUUUAAAUUUAUUGUAAAUGCAUACCAUUCUUUCCGAAAAGCGUAUGUUGGUUUUUGGUACAUGA